Diachasma alloeum is the source of this 1400-nucleotide messenger RNA. RefSeq names its product knirps-related protein. Gene Ontology annotation, biological process: regulation of DNA-templated transcription. NCBI's taxonomy places the organism in Eukaryota, Metazoa, Arthropoda, Insecta, Hymenoptera, Braconidae. Gene Ontology annotation, molecular function: zinc ion binding; sequence-specific DNA binding; DNA-binding transcription factor activity. Bases 250 to 1380 code for a protein of 376 amino acids. The transcript has 3 exons. The record is from RefSeq and is a predicted model, not a curated record.
UCAACACUUUGUUUUUUUUUUGUUUACGUUUUUUUUUAAUCCACGGGUGGACAGUUGCGACAAUUAUCCUGGAGAGGUGGAUGGUUUCAGUGAAUUGGUGAUUUUGUGACAGUCUGACAAUCAGUGAACGAAGUGAUACCCCUUGUGAACUAUGAACUAUACGAUUUUUUUUGGAGGCGAGGUUUUUUUAUGAGUUUCUUUGAAUUCUGUUGGAUUGUCCGGUACUGAGGUACGAGGAAUUGAAAGAAGAUGAAUCAACAGUGCAAAGUCUGCGGAGAGCCAGCGGCAGGUUUCCAUUUUGGUGCGUUCACGUGCGAGGGCUGCAAGUCAUUCUUCGGGAGGUCCUACAACAACUUGAGCAGCAUUUCGGAGUGCAAGAAUGGUGGCGAGUGUGUAAUAAAUAAGAAGAAUCGCACUGCUUGCAAGGCCUGUAGAUUACGAAAAUGUCUGCUAGUUGGAAUGUCAAAGUCUGGCUCGAGGUAUGGGAGGCGAUCGAAUUGGUUCAAGAUCCACUGUCUUCUGCAAGAGCAGCAGCAACAGCAGCAGAAUCAGAUGACAGCGCAGAGACACCAGGCGAGCAGUGCGAUGAGCUCGCCGAUCGGGAUCCACUCGACACCGAGGAGUAAGGAGGACUCCAUCAUGCUGGGGAUGGAUGAUUACAAGAAUUCGACGUCUCCGUCGAUUAGUUCACCAGAGUCGCAUAACAGUGACAGCUCGGUGGAGGUGUCUGAGAGGCGAGCAGCUUAUGGUCUGCAUCCGGGCUUUAGGCCGCUGCAUCCACACCUGCCAGCGUCAGAUUUGUCAGCACUUGGGAAGGAGAUGAUGGGUCUUCCUUUGGGAUUUCAUCUCGGUGGAAUGUCAUUGAUCCCUCCAACGUUCUUACCACCACCGAGUCUAGCCAUGUUCUCGCCUUAUCAUCUGUAUGCACCAGCUCAUCCAAGCCUCAUUCCAAAUCACCCGUCAGCAGUCAGAUCACCCGUUGGCAGCAGCAACACCACGACUAUUGGUGCAACCAAUGAGGACUGUGGGAACAACAACAAUAAUCGGUAUACUCUUAACAACAACACGGCUAAGACGAAUGAUGAGUCGAAUAUUUCGGAGACGUGUAACAAGAGGUUCUACUUGGAUGCAGUGCUGAAGAGCCAGAGGACGUCGUCAAGCCACUCAUCGGCGUCUCAUAAAUCGAGAUCAGCUGAGCCAUCACCGCGGACAAGUCCAGACAGGGAAUCCCUACCCCAGGACAAUCCCAUCGAUCUCUCCAUGAAGGCGAACGCGAUGACCGCCAGCGAUGAAUCCGAUGAGGAUAUCGAUAUGGAGGACAGCGACCGUGACAGUCCACCUCUCAAGAGGCGACCGAUUGAUCUGACAACAAGGUCGUAAUAACACAUCCGAAGGACACA